This is a messenger RNA of Hymenoscyphus albidus, 908 nucleotides long. The record is from the annotation of a GenBank genome assembly. NCBI's taxonomy places the organism in Eukaryota, Fungi, Ascomycota, Leotiomycetes, Helotiales, Helotiaceae.
ACUUCCCUCACAAACAACAAUUAUACAAACACAAUCAUGGCUCCUGUUGGAGGAUCAUCCGAACAUGAUGUUGUCGAAAGUAAGAUGCAAAUGUCAUUUCCAAGUACCUUUACUAAUCAAAAUAAAAAGAACAGGUCAAGGAGAUCAUCCAGGAUCUCUACCAAGUCAUGGUACAAAUCCAAACCUACGGCACCGCAGGCGUACCAACAGCAGGCGUCCUAGAACAACAAAUGUACCUCCCUCAUUCCAUACAAUUUCUCGUCUCCUCGCUCUAACAUAUCCAGGAUUGAUGUCUCCUCCUCUCUCCAGAAAAUACACGCUUCCACCUCCACUGUCCCAUCUAAUCAACCUAAAGUCAAGCUCCCCUCUAUCCCACCAGAGUUGUUCAAAUACGUCGAUAGCGGUCGCAAUCCAGACAUUUAUACGAGAGAGUUUGUGGAGUUGACGAGGAGGGGGAAUCAGUUGAUGAAAGGGAAGGAAGAGGCCUUUGGGAGUUUUCGGGAUGUCCUGGCGCAAGAGAUGGUGAAGGGGAUGCCGGAGUGUAAAGAGGAUGUUAGGAGAAUUCUGGAGGAGACUGGGGGACGAGGGGGUUUGGUUGAUGGUUAAGAAGGGGGUCUUUUGAGCGUGGUGGGCUCCUUUGAAAGUGAUGAAGGAUGUGGCUGGCUUUUCUGGUGUAAUUUUUGUCGCGGAGAAUCUCAGGCUGCUGAACCCUUGCUAUGCGAUCACCCAGAAUACUUGGGAUUUACAGUUCAAGGGCAGAACUUGAGGGAUUAAGGUCUGGAGUUGGCGGUGGAUGGGGCGUUUGAGGCAUUGUGGGCGUUUGGGAUAGGCGUCUGGAAAUUUGGUAUCUGGUGCAAUCUCACCAACUUAUUGCAUGGAGUAUGUUCAGAGUCAUCAUCAGAAUAGGC